GAAAAUGCUGGACACCAUCAGCAGCCAGUACGACUCCUUCAUCUACUGGAGGAUGCCGAUCCCGCGGCUGGACAUGGCCGAGCUGGAGGGGCUGGGGCUCGCAGACAUGGCUCUCUACAAGCCCAAGGGAGGGCUGGGCAAGCUCGGGGACCGGGGCAGCCAGGACGUCUCCCAGGAAGAGGACAGUCUGCUGCAGUUCAACAGCUUCAACUUCUGGCGAGCUCCCAUUGCCAGCAUCAGCUCCUUAGAUUUCGAUUUAAUUUGAAGCCCUUCCCGCCCCUCCUCACCACCCCACUCUCUCUCUUCCCGCCAGGCAUGCCAGGGUUUGGUUUUGUUGUCUCUUUGGAGGCUGUUGGGUUGGUUUUCUUUUGUUUUUUCGGUUUCUGGGCAGUUUUGCCAUCGCUAAUUCACUCAGCAGUUCGCCGCGGCCUUGACGGUGAUGGGCUCCCCGAAAAUCUCCGACCCCUCUCCCCUUUUUCCUCCUGGAAUCACAAGGGUGCAAGGGGGGGCAACAGCACCAGGGGAGGGGGCAGAAACAGCCCCCCCAUUGCCCCUCUCUGUUCGGUGCCACCCCCACCCCGUGUCAGUGUGACCACGGCUGUCCCCUCCCUGUGUGACAAUUCCUCAGCUCUGUCCCCUCCCUGUGUGACAAUUCCUCAGCUCGUUUCUCAUCUGCUUUUUUAAGAAACUCAUUUGUGCAAACGGGGCGCGGAGCAGCAAUGGCAAUCGCCCUGCUUUCGCAGGAAGCAGAGACCCUCUGCACUCCCCUGGCCCAAUUCCUCAAAAAUCCGCUUUGUCCCUCAACCUUCCCCUCGGGAAUGUGAGGUGGAAGGGGCAGGGAUGCGCCCAAGAUAUCAGCACAAACCUCCUCCUUACAAAAAAAUAAUCACUUUGAGCCUUGUGCUGUGAGCCCAAGCAGGAAAAAUUAUAUCCAGGAGGGUAAACAGACAUGGAAGUGCUCUGACCUUGCUUGGUGGGGUCAAGGCUGGGUGUUUACUGCCCCAAAUUUGAUUUUUCUCAUCCUUUAUGUCCCACGUGGUUUACUCCUGGUGCAGCUCCUGACUGGGACAGACGCUGGGUACAUUGCGGGGUCUGGAAGGGUGAUGGGACGGAGCUGAAAGAUGGAGAAUUUAGUUUGAUCUUACCCCCAAAUGAAAAUAUUUCAGGUUUUCCACCCACUUAAUCAAUCCCUUUAAAAACAACAACAGACAAUGCUGCAUUCAUUCGAGUGGAAGCCUUGAGUUUUCUCUGGGGAGAUUUUCACCUGCUGAGAUUUAUUCCUGAGCAUCAUCUCAAGAUGGGGGGGAAAAACCCAACCUGGAAUAAUUUUUGGCUUUCAAUCAGGUUUUUUUCCCUCCCCAAGAUUGUUUUCUGGAGUUGGUUUGUCUUAUUGAAUGUGCUUUUUUUGGGUUUGAUUGGGAUGAAGUGAUGUAGAGCAUCCCAAAAUCAUCCUGAGAGUUGAGGGGUAUGUUGCUGGGGGCAGGCUGAGACAGCACUUAAAAAGUGCCAGAAAUGUGCAAAAAUCAUAAAAAAAAAUCUGCAUUCUACUGUGAAAAUUGGAUGCAGCUCUCCUGUAAUCUCCAGAAAUAAUCCAAUGUGCUGAUUUUGAACCAUCUGUGUAAAACCAGAGGUGAAAAAUGUAAACUCUCCUCUGCAGAGCUUUGACUUCUGUGUUCCCACCUAGGAAAACCUGCAGGAGAAGUAUUUAUUAUGAAACUUUAAAUAAAAUCAGUUAAAAACAUA
Molecule: messenger RNA, 1743 nt
Organism: Parus major (Great Tit)
Lineage: Eukaryota; Metazoa; Chordata; Aves; Passeriformes; Paridae
Gene: MLLT11
Product: MLLT11 transcription factor 7 cofactor
Exons: 1
Coding region: 5-265 (86 amino acids)
Biological process (GO): apoptotic signaling pathway; positive regulation of mitochondrial depolarization; positive regulation of release of cytochrome c from mitochondria
Cellular component (GO): cytosol; nucleoplasm
Source: RefSeq, a predicted model, not a curated record